This is a messenger RNA of Hipposideros armiger (great roundleaf bat), 723 nucleotides long. RefSeq names its product keratin-associated protein 10-7-like. Gene Ontology annotation, cellular component: keratin filament. The transcript has a single exon. Lineage: Eukaryota; Metazoa; Chordata; Mammalia; Chiroptera; Hipposideridae. Bases 1 to 723 code for a protein of 240 amino acids. The record is from RefSeq and is a predicted model, not a curated record.
AUGGCCGCAUCCACCCUGUCCGUCUGCUCCAGCGACCUGAGCUAUGGCCGCCGCGUCUGCCUGCCCGGUUCCUGUGACUCUUGCAGCGACUCCUCCUGGCAGGUGGAGGACUGCCCAGAGAGCUGCUGUGAGCCCUCCUGCUGUGUCCCCAGCUGCUGCCAGCCCCCCUGCUGUGUCCCCAGCUGCUGCCAACCCUCCUGCUAUGUCCCCAGCUGCUGCCAGCCCUCCUGCAGUGUCUCCAGCUGCUGCCAAUCGCCCUGCUGUGUCCCCAGCUGUUGCCAAUCCCCCUGCUGUGUCCCCAGCUGUUGCCAAUCCCCCUGCUGUGUCCCCAGCUGCUGCCAAUCCCCCUGCUGUGUCCCCAGCUGCUGCCAAUCCCCCUUCUGUGUCCCCAGCUGCUGCCAGCCCUCCUGCUGCACAUGUUCCCCCUGCCAGCAGCCCUGCUGCGUGCCGGUGUGCUGUAAGACUGUCUGUUGCACACCCAUCUGCUGCAAGCCUGUCUGUUGCACACCCGUCUGCUGCAAGCCCGUCUGUUGCACGCCCAUCUGUUGCACACCCGUCUGCUGCAAGCCCGUGUGCUGCACACCCGUCUGUUCUAGGGCCACCACCUGCCCAGCCCCCUCGUGCUGCUGCAGACCCUCCUCUUGUGUGUCUGUCAUCUGCCGCCCCGUGUGCUCCCGCCCGGCCUGCUGCGUCCCCGCCUCGGCCCAGAAGUCCUGCUGCUGA